Orycteropus afer afer is the source of this 3264-nucleotide messenger RNA. RefSeq names its product cryptochrome circadian regulator 1 (gene CRY1). The record is from RefSeq and is a predicted model, not a curated record. Lineage: Eukaryota; Metazoa; Chordata; Mammalia; Tubulidentata; Orycteropodidae. Gene Ontology annotation, biological process: circadian regulation of gene expression; negative regulation of DNA-templated transcription; entrainment of circadian clock by photoperiod. Gene Ontology annotation, molecular function: FAD binding; DNA binding. Gene Ontology annotation, cellular component: cytoplasm; nucleus.
GGGCGGAGCUAAGCCGUUCCUCACAUGGGGCCUGUGGUCGUCGCUGGCGCCAGACGGCUGAGAAAAGGGCUAGCGGCAGGGGUCCCAGCCUUGGAACGAGGAUCUACAGUCUUGAGCGGGUACUGCCCUUUCGAAGCUACCGAAGCACGAGCAGAUUCCCUAGCCAGACCCAAUGUAGUAAACACACUUCAGAAACGUGAGGUGCCGGUGGUCACGUGGGGUAUGUGCUAGCCAACCAGAAGCCGGGGGCGGAACCGAGGCCGCUGACGCGGCGUCGUCACCCGGGCAGCCUCGGGAUCGGUCACCGGCCGGCAACAAUCCAGCGUCCUCGACCACCGCCUUCCUCCUCGGUCCUUACUCCUAUCUCCCGGGCCGCGAGGUACCGUCGCUUACAGUGACUGAAUCCUCUCUCAUUUCUUUUGGCGACUUAUCCCCGGCGGGCCAUUUUCUCCUCGGGGGCCGCCUUUGGGGCGAGGUUUCCGUGACGAACCUCCUGGGGCCGCCGGUGUUGGCUCGGGCCGUCGUGGCGGCACGAGCUCCUGGAACUUGCUCAACCGCGGGGGAUCCGAGGCCCUCGAAGUUAUGCGUCUCCCCCAGGCGGUUGCGGCCGGCGCGGGGUCCUAAAGGGCGUCACACCCGGACUGGGCAACCUCCAUUCAUCUUCCAGCAACGCUUCCCGCGCCCUCUUGUUCUCGCGGCCCCUCCGCAUAUUCAUUUUUUCCUGUCCCCCCUCUGCCGCCCUUUCCUCACUCCUUGGGUGCGGCGAUUCUCUUGGAAGCGAAGGUGUCGGUUAUGAGCCGGCCCUUCCUUUCUUGAAUUUCUGGAGGAACUCGGCGCCGACCCCGCGGGCCGCCGGGAUGGGGGUGAAUGCCGUGCACUGGUUCCGAAAGGGGCUCCGCCUGCAUGACAACCCUGCCCUGAAGGAGUGCAUUCAGGGCGCCGACACUAUCCGCUGCGUUUACAUCCUUGACCCCUGGUUCGCCGGCUCGUCUAACGUGGGGAUCAACAGGUGGCGAUUUUUGCUUCAGUGUCUUGAGGAUCUUGAUGCCAAUCUACGAAAAUUAAACUCUCGUCUGUUUGUGAUUCGUGGACAGCCAGCAGAUGUGUUCCCUAGGCUUUUCAAGGAAUGGGACAUUACAAAACUUUCAAUUGAGUAUGAUUCUGAGCCCUUUGGAAAGGAACGAGAUGCAGCAAUUAAGAAACUGGCUACAGAAGCUGGCGUAGAAGUCAUUGUACGAAUUUCACAUACGUUAUAUGACCUAGACAAGAUCAUAGAACUCAAUGGUGGACAGCCACCUCUAACCUAUAAAAGAUUCCAGACUCUAAUCAGCAAAAUGGAACCGCUAGAGAUACCAGUAGAGACAAUUACUUCAGAAGUGACAGAAAAGUGCACAACUCCUCUAUCUGAUGACCAUGAUGAGAAAUAUGGAGUCCCUUCACUGGAAGAACUAGGUUUUGAUACAGAUGGCUUACCCUCUGCAGUGUGGCCAGGUGGAGAAACUGAAGCACUUACACGUUUGGAAAGGCAUUUGGAAAGAAAAGCUUGGGUGGCAAACUUUGAAAGACCUCGAAUGAAUGCAAAUUCCCUGCUUGCAAGCCCUACUGGACUCAGUCCUUACCUCCGAUUUGGUUGUUUGUCAUGUCGACUAUUUUACUUCAAACUAACAGAUCUCUACAAAAAGGUAAAGAAAAACAGUUCCCCUCCCCUUUCUCUUUAUGGGCAGCUAUUAUGGCGUGAAUUUUUCUAUACAGCAGCAACAAAUAAUCCACGCUUUGAUAAAAUGGAAGGAAACCCUAUCUGUGUUCAGAUUCCUUGGGAUAAGAAUCCUGAGGCUUUAGCCAAAUGGGCAGAAGGCCGGACAGGUUUUCCAUGGAUUGAUGCCAUUAUGACACAACUUCGUCAAGAGGGUUGGAUUCACCAUUUAGCCAGACAUGCAGUUGCUUGCUUUCUGACACGAGGUGACCUGUGGAUUAGUUGGGAAGAAGGAAUGAAGGUAUUUGAAGAAUUACUGCUUGAUGCAGAUUGGAGCAUAAAUGCUGGAAGUUGGAUGUGGCUGUCUUGUAGUUCCUUCUUCCAGCAGUUUUUUCACUGCUACUGUCCUGUUGGAUUUGGUAGGAGAACAGAUCCCAAUGGAGACUAUAUCAGGCGUUAUUUGCCUGUCCUGAGAGGCUUCCCUGCAAAGUAUAUCUAUGAUCCCUGGAAUGCCCCAGAAGGUAUCCAGAAGGUAGCCAAAUGUUUGAUAGGAAUCAAUUAUCCUAAACCAAUGGUGAACCAUGCUGAGGCCAGCCGUUUGAAUAUUGAAAGGAUGAAACAGAUCUAUCAGCAACUUUCACGAUACAGAGGGCUUGGUCUUCUUGCAUCAGUGCCUUCUAAUCCUAAUGGGAAUGGAGGUCUCAUGAGCUACUCUCCUGGAGAAAAUGUCCCAGGAUGUAGCAGCAGUGCGAGUUGCUCUCAAGGAAAUGGUAUAUUACAUUAUGCUCAUGGAGAUAGCCAACAAGCUCACCUGUUACAGCAAGGAAGAAGUUCCGUGGGUACUGGGCUCAGCAGUGGGAAACGGCCUAGUCAGGAAGAGGAAACACAGAGCGUUGGUCCUAAAGUCCAGAGACAGAGCACCAAUUAGAAACGUUCAGGAGGAAUGAAAUACUGUUGGCAGCUGACAUUGGCGGGGCGUUCAGUGCUUUUUCAGUUGAAUUAUUUAAAAUGCUCACUGAUAGAAGAAGACAGUUACAUUUCAAACUGCAUCAUUUCUAAUGACAUUUCUGUGGUUUUUAACUUUUUAAUGAAUUUCACUUAGGACAAAUGGUAAUUUGUAUAUAAAGAACUUGGUAAAAGAAUUUGCUUAAUGUAAAUAUAAACAGUCACAAUUAGUAUAGACCGUCUCAUCAAUAUAUUUUUGAUAAUUUUUCAUGUAUGGGAAAAGUUAAAGUAGCAAACUGAUAUUCUCAUAGAAAAUCAAACUUCUAUGAGUCCAUGUGGGAAAAUAGGCAGUUUUUAGACUUUCUUAAAGACUUUGUUAAAAUUUUAGGACAGAAUUUUCUUGGCAUUGUUUGAUCUGACUUUGCAUUCUUUGAUAAUAAUGUUUUAGAAAACACGUAUAAUCAAAAUUGGUAAUUGCAGCUUCUGUUAACAUGUGUUUGAAAGCUUCACGUACGCCUGUUUGGACCCAGACUUGUGAAAGUGAUCAUGUGUUAGGUUCUCCUUGUCUCCCUUUCUUUGUUAUUUACAGCUGCAGUGACCUUGUUAUUAAAGUAUAUACAAAUAUG